AUGUUGCCAAGUAGCGAGGGCCGAACCCCGAUGAUGCGAGUCAUUUCGCAGUCCGUUGUCCCACGCGACAUUACGGACGAGUUUACCAACGCUGCCUCGAGAUUGCGAACCGGGCAGUUGGUUAAAGAUGAGUACUUUACUUUGUUCGAGGCAGUGGGCGCACUGGAGAUUAUGGACUCGAAAAUGGACAGCGGCUAUCUUGGACCGGGACAAACCGACGUGCAAGCAUUAGAGGACGACUACGAUACCACGCGCGAGCUGGCUCCGGAGCAGGUGAUAGGGAUAAUGGAUGAACUAUUAUGUCAUGAGGUAGGUGGUACCUUCCCAGAGAGCGACGAGUAUCCGCUUAUGUGGAGAUAUACUGAGACAAACCGCGCAAUGGCAGAUGGCAUGGCAUAUGGGACAUCCACUCUCGCAAACACUUUUCACCUCUCUAUACCUUGA
Aspergillus oryzae RIB40 is the source of this 444-nucleotide messenger RNA. RefSeq lists its product as uncharacterized. Gene Ontology annotation, cellular component: NatC complex. The record is from RefSeq and is a predicted model, not a curated record. The coding region runs from base 1 to 444 and encodes 147 amino acids. Lineage: Eukaryota; Fungi; Ascomycota; Eurotiomycetes; Eurotiales; Aspergillaceae. The transcript has 3 exons. Gene Ontology annotation, biological process: N-terminal peptidyl-methionine acetylation.